CAAGAAGUUCAGAAAAGAAGAAAAUAAUGGUAUAGUCGGCAAGUAGAUUCACAUGGUGUUACUACAAGCCUAUUUAUCAAUACCUCAAUAUGUAAUGCCUCAAAUCCCACGGCAUUUUGUUUUGAAUAACCUCCUGUUGGUGCUAUAGCAUUCAAGCUCAAAAUGGCGACAGCGAAACAAAUCUUCUGUGGCGUUUUCAGUGUCGGUCUGAUUAUUCACGUAUAUUACUUGUUGACGACUUUACCAAGCGUCUAUAAAAGUGUAAAGAUGACGAACAAUCACAAAGGUGCUCAUGAUCCGCCUCCUUCACGAUUAUUCCACAGCAAAGUACUGUCCACAAAUACCAAAUUACUAACAAGUGAUCAAACUACCACCGACAAGAAGAUUUCACCGAACUCUUCAGCAUCCGAGGGCCAGUGUCAUUACAGGGUCCAAUUGAUUGGAAGCCGCGGGUUUCGAAGAUUAAAUGCUAAAAACAUACGUUGUGCCAAUCACUGUAAUCUUGAGCUCUCAGUCGCUGAUGGAAAGAAACUCCUUGAAGGGAUGGAUGCAGUUGUCUUCAUUUUGAUGACCACCCUAACGCGCUUGGCCGCACCCGCAAACCCCACCCAGGCGUGGAUAUAUCACUCACGGGAAAACCCGCGAAACGCCGGCAGAGGUUUCACCCUUCCAGUCCACGCCACCUGGACGUACCACCCGGGCUCUGAGAUCAGCGCUCGGUAUGGAUUCUACGAACCAGGGGUGCCCAUGACAAAUCAGACAAAAUCACCCGAAGAAUGGGUUGAAGGAAAAAGCAAAUUGGUCGCGUGGAUAUCCAGUAACUGUCACAACACUUUCUGGCCAAGGACUGCCUUUGUGCACGAAUUAACGAAGUUGAUUCCCAUCGAUAUGUACGGCAGAUGCGGGAACUUAAAAUGCGAUAAAACGAGGAAAUGUUCGGUGGACUUGUUGCACCAAUAUAAAUUUUACCUGUCAUUGGAGAAUACGGAAUGUGGUGAUUACAUUACGGAGAAGUUUUGGGGGAAACCGCUCCAGCAAGGGGCUGUCCCGAUCGUCAACGGCGCCCCCAGGAAAGUUUACGAGGAACUUGCACCGCCCAACUCAUUCAUUUACGUCGGUGACUACAAGAACAUGAAAGAGCUAGCGGAUUACCUAAAACUGUUGGACUCCAAACCUGAGCUGUAUGCCAAUUAUUUAGAAUGGCGAUACAAGGGUAGGAGCAUUGCAGUCCCGAACCCAAGGUGGACCCCCUCCGCCUUCUGCAAAGUUAUACCGAUAAUAGAGAAAGUUAAACGGGGAGAGUUGAAGAGAGUACCGGUUAGAAACAGCCAAUUCGCAAAAUCGUGUAGGGCUCCAAACAGGGGUCAACCAGUGUCAACUUUCGGUGUAAAAUGGGUCCCUUGGUGAAACACAACAAAAAGCAUACAGGGUUUUUGAGGUAGGUUUAUUGUUUUUGGUUUUUUUAACGU
Molecule: messenger RNA, 1469 nt
Organism: Asterias rubens (European starfish)
Lineage: Eukaryota; Metazoa; Echinodermata; Asteroidea; Forcipulatida; Asteriidae
Product: glycoprotein 3-alpha-L-fucosyltransferase A-like
Exons: 2
Coding region: 163-1407 (414 amino acids)
Cellular component (GO): membrane
Molecular function (GO): alpha-(1->3)-fucosyltransferase activity
Source: RefSeq, a predicted model, not a curated record